Haliotis rufescens (red abalone) is the source of this 3048-nucleotide messenger RNA. RefSeq names its product zinc finger protein GLIS2-like. Gene Ontology annotation, cellular component: nucleus. Gene Ontology annotation, biological process: smoothened signaling pathway; regulation of transcription by RNA polymerase II. The record is from RefSeq and is a predicted model, not a curated record. Lineage: Eukaryota; Metazoa; Mollusca; Gastropoda; Lepetellida; Haliotidae. Gene Ontology annotation, molecular function: DNA-binding transcription factor activity, RNA polymerase II-specific; RNA polymerase II cis-regulatory region sequence-specific DNA binding. The transcript has 7 exons. Bases 276 to 1712 code for a protein of 478 amino acids.
AAGAUGAAUUUAAACUUUGAUUAAUUUGGCCAUGUGAUCGUUGACAUUUGUUUUCUGACAUUAAUUAUUUAUGGGAGUAGUUGUUGGUUAGGGCAAGCAAGUUUUGAAUGUCAUCAUUGAUUCUUUACACUGAGUACAUGGGAGGGAUACAAUAUUUUUAUUCUUGGAUUUUCUCGCAUGGAUCAAGGCACCUGCUGCUCUGUCAACUAAGCAUGUAGCAACAUGGAAUAUCAUCAGCAGCCCGAUGCCUGCAUGGCCGCUCUCUGGGCCUUGUCAUGAUCAUUCAGCUGAGUGUGUCUGGACAUCCGGUGCUGGUGAAGGAUGAGGCCUCAAUGGAGGGAGACAAUCCAGGCUACUCCACUCACAGUCCGCAUCCAGUCAGGAAUGGAGGAGGAGGAGCUCGGGGGAAGGUGGCAGAGGGGGAGGACCACUCCUUGGGCAACAAAUCAAACAUAAUUGGUCAGGCUGGAGUGGCUCCACCUCCUGGGCACUUCCAUCACCUGUCUUCCCCGCAUCUGCCGCUCUGUCUCACAACCAAAGAUCUUCCGCCCUCACUUCCUGUCUACUGCGGGGCAUGCACACAACAUAGUGUCAUCAUCUCCCAGGAUGCACUGCAGCCUGGAAUCAUCACAUCCUGCACCAUGCCAAUGGCCAUGCCACCUAUGAAUAUUAAUGAGCCAGUCAUGAUGACAUCUGUGAUGGGUCAUCCAAGUGUCCCCCUCCCACCCCUGGCUGACCUCCCAACUGUCAAGUCAAUGAAGUUAUCUCCCCUCGACAAGGAGCCGACAUCGCCACCAGAUGGAACUGAGUGGGAGUGUAGAUGGAUGCAGUGUGAGCGCCGGUUCUCCGCUCUGGAUGACCUGGUCAACCAUGUCAAUGACCAACAUGUGAAGGUGGAGCGGCCCGACAUUGACUACCAGUGUAAAUGGACGGGAUGUCCCAGGCAGGGAAAGGGCUUCAACGCAAGAUACAAGAUGCUGAUCCACAUACGGACACACACCAAUGAGAAGCCUCACCGAUGUGGUCUGUGUGGCAAGUGCUUCUCACGGCUGGAAAACCUCAAGAUUCACAACAGAUCUCACACAGGAGAGAAGCCAUAUGUGUGUCCGGUCCAGGGCUGUCACAAAGCAUACUCCAACUCCAGCGACCGCUUCAAGCAUGUGCGCACGCACCAGGAGGAGAAGCCAUACGUGUGUAAGAUGCCAGGAUGUCACAAGCGCUACACUGAUCCAAGCUCCUUGAGGAAACACGUGCGGACAAUUGGACACUAUUUCCGUGGCGAUGGAUCGGUGACGCCAAAGUUACGACACAGUUCUCCCCCUUCCCCAGUGCCUACUCCUCCGAUUACAGUCAACAAUCUCAUCAAUCUUACGCCUUCCAAUGAAUUGCUAGGAAAUCUUCCCUCACACUUCCUGCCUCUGUCAUCCAACAUUUUCCCCGUGUCAUCGCUUCAUUCACUUUUCUCACCGCCCGUCGUAACCUCUUCUCACGCAUCCCCCAGCAUCAGCCUACCUGCAAAUCAUGCAGGAAUAAUUAUAUCAGACUCACGAUCCAUCCGCUCUGAAAAAACUGAUAGUCCCAUUGACAUAAAGACUACCUUACCUUCUCCAAGAUGCCAAGAUGGUCCCCUGGACCUGUCACGAAGUCCAUUACCUCAUCCAGCCAAAGAAGAUGAAACAGCGCACUUCACGGACUAUGUCCAGGUUGACUGACAUACAAGGGCAAUGCUUGGCCCUGAUUCAGUAUGAUAUAAAAUAUUUAUUUUUACCCAGAAUAUUCAGUUGUGUCACAUAUUGAUAUUUAAGCAAGUAUGAAGGAGUAUCACCAUGUGUUGUUUUUUUCAUGUAAAGAUAAAAAUAGAGCGCAAAAUUCAAUAUUAUUCUAAGAAGUAGGAACAGUCUUAGGUCCCGAGUGUAUCAGCGAGACACCUGAGAGAUUUUUUAUGCAAAUUUUGGUUUCCAGUGCAAUUUGUUUUCUUUUUUAAAAGUUGCUACAUGCCUUUAUCUCUUUUUUUAAUCACUUUAGUUUUUUCAUUGGUCAGUUUUUGUAACACUUCCAAGCAGAUGCAGGAAGCACAGAAAGGCCAUCCUGGAGACACACAAUUGAGUAAUUGAAGGGAUGUAGACUUCAUAUCAAGAUGUCAUUGAUAUUCUCGAUGAAGAGUUUGACAGUAGCCAUUUUGUCCUUUAGCAUGUCCUUGUCACGUGAUCACCAAAUGCAGCAGAAAAUCCAGUAUUAUAGAAAAAAAAUUCAAAUUAACCUUGAACAAUUCCCAGGUUGAAUUAGUCAAGCAAACAAGGCAUUUGUUGUUUAAAAGUGAAAUUGCUCAAUUAUUUACUUGGAAGGCACCCAUCGGAGCUGAGACAGUAAUGUUCUGGUGUCUCUACAUGGAGACCUGAUAUAAACAUUUGCUGUGGUACUGCUACAUAUUCCUAACAGAAGAGAUACUGUGUAUGGGAACAAUCAUUCGUUGUUGUGAGACAGUGCUAUGUUUAAUUUAUUGUACCUGACUCUCAUUGAUCUUUGUGAAGAUUGUUUGAACUGAAUAUAUGUAUACUUAAGUUACACAACUCAAGAUCAAUGCUCAUUACGCAUUGAAACUGAAAUAACCCAUCAGUGUAAGGAUGGUUGUGAAAAUUAGUGCUCUGUUUUAUUUGUUAUAUCUGAUACAUAUGUCUUUGUGAUGAGAGUUUGAACUGAAUAUAUUUGUAGUUAAGUUAAACAACUCAAGAUAUCACUCAUUAAGCAUUGAAACUCAAAUACUUCAUAUAUGUAAAGGAGGUAACAACAUUAAUUCCAACCAAUAGUAACAUGCAGAUUUGAAUGAAGUCCGUUGUGAGAUUUACCAGGAGAAAAGAUUGGAUGUCAGUAUCAAAGCUUACAGCAUUUGAUGGAGGUACAUGUUCAGUUUACUUCAAUAACUGGCACUCUGUUAGCUGUUUGCACAGAUAUGUUAACAUUUAAUAUUGUUUUAUUACGAUCUUGUGUUCUUAUUUUGCUGUUUUGUGAAAAACAUUCUGCUCGAAUUUAGAAUAUAUAUAUGGAGGG